AGUUGGAUUCAGAGGAACUUAUCAGAAGAAAAUUCUUAUAAUUGGAGCCGGAUGCUUGAAGUUCUAAGUUUUCUUGGUAAGAUGGGUUGCAGCGACAGACAGCUGGGUGAAUUAAUUGGCCAGCACCCAGAUAUUUUAUUUGAGGCUUCAGGGGAAAGGACAUUUUCAAUAAUUGGGUUCUUGCUGAAGUUUGGAUCCAGAAUGAGCCAGGUAUAUUCACUGUUUCUGCAGUUUCCCCGAAUUCAAGUUAUGAAAUUUGGUUUGAAUUUGAGGAAAUGUUUUUUUUUCCUGAAUGAGAUCGGAAUGAAGGUUCCAGGGAUUGGGAAGAUCAUCCGUUCUCACCCCCUGCUACUGGGUUCAUGUGCUUUGAAGAAAACUAACACCUUACUUCUUCACUUGAACAUUGGGAAGAAGAGCUUGUGUAGAUACAUCCAGGAGAACCCGCAAGAAUUGAAGCACUGGGUUUUGGGUAGAAGACUUAGGCCAUUAGACUGGGGAAACAACCUUAGAUCAAAGACAGAGAAGGCUAAAUUCUUGUUAGACAUAGGAUUCGUAGAGAACUCAAACAAAAUGAAAGAAGCUCUAAAUGAAUUUCAAGGCAACGGAUGGGAGCUUCAGGAAAGAUUUGAUUGUAUUGUGGAAGCUGGUUUCGAUCAUGAGGAAGUCUGCCAAAUGGUUAAAGUAUCACCGCGAAUUCUUAGCCAGUCAAAGGAUGUUAUUGAAAUGAAGAUUGAUUUUCUUGUAAAUCAUUUGUGUUAUCCCUUAUCAACUUUACUCAUCUUCCCAAAAUAUCUUACCUAUGGAACUAAAAGGGUCCAGCAUAGGGUACUUAUGUACAAUUGGCUCAAAGAUCAUGGAACAGAUCCUACGUAUGCCUUGAGCACUGUUGUUUCUUGCUCAGAUGUAUAUUUUCUGAGGAAGUUUGUUAAUCAUCAUCCUAGUGGUCCUCAAGUUUGGGAGGAUUUGAAGAGUAAAAUUUAUUCAAAGCAAUAAAAUGUUCAUUGAUUCUCCUGAA
Molecule: messenger RNA, 1015 nt
Organism: Prunus avium (sweet cherry)
Lineage: Eukaryota; Viridiplantae; Streptophyta; Magnoliopsida; Rosales; Rosaceae
Product: transcription termination factor MTEF18, mitochondrial-like
Biological process (GO): regulation of DNA-templated transcription
Molecular function (GO): double-stranded DNA binding
Source: RefSeq, a predicted model, not a curated record